This is a messenger RNA of Impatiens glandulifera, 1980 nucleotides long. RefSeq names its product calnexin homolog. The transcript has 6 exons. The record is from RefSeq and is a predicted model, not a curated record. Gene Ontology annotation, molecular function: calcium ion binding. The coding region runs from base 122 to 1759 and encodes 545 amino acids. Lineage: Eukaryota; Viridiplantae; Streptophyta; Magnoliopsida; Ericales; Balsaminaceae. Gene Ontology annotation, cellular component: endoplasmic reticulum; endoplasmic reticulum membrane. Gene Ontology annotation, biological process: protein folding.
UCUCUAGAAGCCCACUCUCAACUACGGUUUCCUUUUCCGAUCCAAGUCUACUCGGCCGCCGCCGGCGACUUCUCCCUGCAUCUAUUCACAUUAUCCGGCGACUCUCCGGUUGCUUGUGUAGAUGGAAGAGUAUAGACGGAGGAUUCCUCUUCAGUUAGGUUUCCUUCUUUUAGUCGGUUUCUUCACUGCUCAACUCUUCGCAUCUUCUGAUCCGAUCUUCUACGAGUCAUUUGACGAGUCGUUUGAAGGUCGAUGGACCGUUUCUGAGAAGAGCGACUACAAAGGUACAUGGAAACAUGCCAAAAGUGAAGGACAUGACGAUUCUGGCUUACUUGUUAGUGAGAAAGCAAAUAAAUAUGCAAUUGUAAAGGAACUAUCUGAGGCUGUAAAUCUCAAGGAGGGUUCAACUGUUCUUCAGUAUGAAGCUCGUCUUCAGAAUGGGCUUGAAUGUGGUGGAGCAUAUAUAAAGUAUCUUCGCCCUCAAGAUGCUCGAUGGAAUGUUAAGGAGUUUGACAAUGAGUCUCCUUACUCUAUCAUGUUUGGACCUGACAAAUGUGGAUCAACAAACAAGGUUCACUUCAUUCUAAACCAUAAGAAUCCCAGAAGUGGUGAAUAUGUUGAGCAUCAUCUUAAGUACCCCCCAUCUGUACCAGCUGAUAAACUAACUCAUGUUUAUACUGCUAUUUUGGGGUCUGACAAUGAAUUAUGUAUUCUGAUUGACGGUGAAGAGAAGAAGAAGGCUAAUUUUCUAUCAAGUGAGGACUUUGAACCGGCACUGAUUCCUUCCAAGACCAUUGCCGAUCCAGAUGAUACAAAACCCGAGGAUUGGGAUGAAAGGGCAAAGAUCCCUGAUCCAGAUGCCACAAAACCGGAUGAUUGGGAUGAAGAUGCUCCAUUGGAGAUUGAAGAUGAUGAUGCAGAAAAACCAGAAGGAUGGUUAGAUGAUGAGCCUGCAGAUAUCGAUGAUCCUGACUCUACUAAACCUGAUGAUUGGGAUGAUGAAGAAGAUGGUGAAUGGGAGGCACCAAAGAUUGACAACCCUAAAUGCGAGGUUGCCCCUGGUUGUGGCGAAUGGAAGAGACCAACAAAAAGAAAUCCGGCUUAUAAAGGAAAAUGGCAUGCCCCAUUGAUAGACAAUCCUAACUACAAGGGCAUCUGGAAGCCACAAGAUAUUCCCAACCCGGAUUACUUUGAGCUUGAUAAACCAGAAUUUGAACCUAUUGCAGCCAUUGGUAUCGAGAUAUGGACGAUGGAUGAUGGCAUUUUGUUCGAUAACAUUUUGAUAGCUGAUGAUGAUAUAGUUGCUGAGUCAUACAGGAUCACUACCUGGAAACCAAAAUUUGAUUCCGAGAAAGAGAAACAGAAGGCUGAGGAAGCAGCAGCAGCUGCAGCUGCUGGAUCUGAUACUCUUAAGAGCUUCCAGAAACAAGUGUUUGAUCUUCUCUACAAGGUAGCUGACAUUCCGUUCUUGAGCGAACACAAGCAUAAAGUUUUGGAUCUCAUUGAGAAAGCAGAGAAACAACCGAAUCUGACAAUUGGUGUCGUAAUCUCUGUUAUAGUAGUCGUGCUGUCAAUUUUGUUAAAGCUGCUUUUUGGUGGGAAGAAGAAGAAGGUAAAUGUGACUCCGGCUGAAGCCGCUGCCACCACAACCACAACCACAACCGGAAGCGGAAGCAGUGAAGAGACAGAAGAGCAGAACGAAGUAAAAGAGGAUGAACCAGCUGCUCCUCGCAAAAGGAAUACACGGCGCGCCAGUUAAAAAAAUCUUCGUUCAUAGGUAUAGUUAUGUAUUUGUACUACAAAUUAGAUUAUUACGCAAAUUGCAGGCAGGCUUCAUUAUUAUUCUAUGCCCAAUUUGGUGUCAUUUCAUAUGUUGUUGAUAUUUUGAUUAUUGUCUUGUUGUUUGUUCUAUUUCAAAUAAUCUUUACUUGUGACAUACAUGGGCUUUAUCAAGAAGUUAAAGAUUACCAUUUUGACUAA